AUGGAUGAUACUCUGGAACGUCAUAUUUUAUUUCGUCAUACUAAUGAAAAAUCAUUCCCCUGCCCUUAUUGUCCUUUAGCAUUCAAAGUUGCCGAUAUUCUAGAAAGGCAUCUAAAGGCUAAACAUAAUAAGAUGGAUGAAUCAGAAGAGGACAAUAAUGUAACACUAACUGAUUCAUCAAUCCAAAUAGUCAAUAAUCCCAUCGAUUUAAACGCUGAGAAAAGGUCUUCCUACUCGACAUCUAUUGCUCCUGUUCAUGGACCAUUGGCUCAGGCCGGUGCACUACCCCUUAUUAAUACAGAUCUGUUAACCCUUACAGAAACUGAUACUACUCAGUACUCGUUAGAUAGAUUUAUUUGUCCUCAUGACGGCUGCAAUUACAAGACGAACAAACGGAGUGGUUAUCUUAUUCAUAUUGGACGUAAGCAUAACCUACUUCCAGCCAGUUUAACUGCUCCAUCAGAUCAACAAAACAACAGUUGUGAAGAUUCUUUAAUUAAUAAUUCACAGGAACGCUUGUACAUUUGUCAUCUGUGUCAUACAGUUAAACGGCGAGGUUGGGAUUUAUCUAAACAUUUAGUCAGCGUGCAUCACUUGUCUCGUCCAUCUGGUCAUGCACGUUUCACUUAUACAGUAUCAAACGAUGGACAUUAUCGUCUACAAUUAACUCGUCUUGAUACUGUCGAUGUAGCCGCUGAACUACUCGGUGAAAAUGUUGUCAGUAAGCUUCUGGUUGAGACUAACACAAAUCAACAAUUGCCUGUAUGUCAAUAA
Molecule: messenger RNA, 774 nt
Organism: Trichobilharzia regenti
Lineage: Eukaryota; Metazoa; Platyhelminthes; Trematoda; Strigeidida; Schistosomatidae
Source: the annotation of a GenBank genome assembly